Fusarium redolens is the source of this 1483-nucleotide messenger RNA. Its product is annotated as ASST-domain-containing protein. The transcript has a single exon. NCBI's taxonomy places the organism in Eukaryota, Fungi, Ascomycota, Sordariomycetes, Hypocreales, Nectriaceae. The record is from RefSeq and is a predicted model, not a curated record. Bases 144 to 1340 code for a protein of 398 amino acids. Gene Ontology annotation, molecular function: protein binding.
CGGAGUGUUAAGUAUUGUUUUCGAACUGGAUAAGCCAUCAAACAAGCCAACCUCUCUUAACAGUGUAUUGAAACUAUCACCAACCAAGACCCAAGCACCAACAACUACCAUCAACACGAAGCCAAAAGCUUCAAGCUUUAGCUAUGGAACAAAACACACUAAAAAGACGUGGCGUUGGCCUCACAGGUGUCGACAAGGAUAAGUCCUUCGGCGGCUACACCCUUUUCUGCCCCCUGACCAGCGACAUAGCUCACCUUGUCGACAUUGACGGCAAAGAAGUUCACUCAUGGAAACUCCCGGGAAGAAUCGGUCGUCAUGCUAGAAUUCUGCCCAAUGGAAACCUUGCUGUCAAUACCCUUCGAACAACUGAGCUUACCACCAAAGACGGAGGACCAUUUCCAUUUCCUUUCUUCAACAAAUAUGGUGGAGGUGUCAUGAGUGAGCUUGACCCAGAUGGAAAAGUGGUUCGUCAGUUCACGGAUGACUUGGGUCAUCAUGAUCAGUAUCAUUAUGGCGAUGGUCGCUUUUUGUAUACGGGUCUUGAGGCUCUGUCUCCUGAGGACUCGGCCAAAGUUAUCGGCGGUGUCCCGGGCAGCGAGAUCGACGGUAUCACUUAUGCCGACACCAUCAAUGAAGUUGACGAGAACGGCAAUCUUGUCUGGCAAUGGAAAGUCUCAGAGCGACUUCCACGAGACGAAUACCCGCUCCAACCUCACUACACGCGAGAGCAUUAUCCACUCAUCAACUCAGUAAUCCCCAUGCGCGACGGCAAACAUAUUCUCGCAUCUCUCAGAUCAGUAUCAGCCGUCAUAAUCAUCGAGAGAUCUACCGGCGACAUUGUCUGGAAACUCGGUCCAGAAAUUCUUGCUCAACAACAUAACGCCACUGAACUUGACAACGGCAACAUUCUCAUCUUUGACAAUGGCGCUUUCCGCAACGGCGAAUCUAUCACCUACACCCGCGCCAUCCAAGUUGACAGACAGACCAAGAAGAUCGUCUGGGAAUAUCGUGAUCGCUCACAGAUGCACAACUUCUUCACACCCUUUAUGGGUAGUGCGCAAAGGUUGGCGAACGGAAACACAUUACUCUGUGAAAGUGCUUUUGGGCGGUUAUUUGAAGUCACCCAGGAUGGAUAUGUUUGCUGGGAAUUUAUCAACCCGCAUUUUGCGCCGUAUCCUGAUCAAGCUACUGCCAAGAUAUUCCCUGGGGAGUCGAAUGCGCUCUUUAGAGCGUAUAGGUAUUCUUUGGAGGAGAUUCCCUGGCUGAAGAAGAAGUUGGCAGGUACUGAUGGAGAAGGGCAGGCUUCAGGAAUGUUGGGGAGCAUAUGUAAGCAGCAAUAACUUAUAAGUAUGUAGGACUAUGUGCAAGAGUUGAUAGAAAUAUUAGCACACUAUUACAGCUCAGUCUCUCAUCAAACAUAGCCAUGUUCUGAGACAAACAUGGAAUGGUCUAUAGAAUGCUCGCCAUCGGCUGUACUGUUCUG